UAGAUUUUUGAAAGCUCAAAUUUUCUUCAGGCAGGCGGGCGGUGAAUUCAUCACAACUUCCAUCGGAUCAUCCUUAACCGCUCCGGUAAAUGACGUCAUCAUCAUCUCAAACUCAAAUCCAAUCUCAGAAGCCCCCUAGAAAACCCCAACCACCACCCAUUUCCACCACCACACCCACCACCUCAAAACGGAAUUGGUCCCUCAACGAUUUCGAAAUCGGAAAACCCAUCGGCCGUGGCAAAUUCGGCCGCGUCUACCUAGCCCGCGAAGUCCAGAGCAAGUAUAUAGUGGCGUUGAAGGUGAUAUUCAAGGAGCAAAUAGGGAAACAUGGGCUGCACAGGCAAUUGAGGAGAGAGAUGGAGAUUCAGUCUAGUCUUCACCACCCCAAUAUUCUUAGGCUUCACGGCUGGUUCCACGACGACCUCCGCGUUGUCUUGAUUUUGGAGUACGCCCACGGCGGCGAGCUUUACCGCCAGCUCCGCAAGUCCGGCCACUUCUCCGAACCACAAGCCGCCUAUUACAUUGCAAGUCUCACGCGAGCAUUGGCAUAUUGCCAUGAGAAGCAUGUGAUUCACAGGGACAUCAAACCAGAAAACUUGCUUCUUGAUCAUGAGGGCCACUUGAAGAUUGCAGAUUUUGGAUGGUCCGUACAAUUAAAGUCAGAAAGCAAAAGAAUGACCAUGUGUGGAACUUUGGACUAUUUAGCACCAGAAAUGGUGGACAACCAAGCUCAUGACUAUGCUGUUGACAACUGGACAUUGGGUGUCCUGUGCUAUGAGCUUUUGUAUGGCGUUCCUCCAUUUGAGGCAGAGAGCCAGAGGGAUACAUUCAGAAGGAUAAUGAAGGUCGACCUCAGCUUCCCUUCCACUCCUACUGUGUCUGCAGAAGCCAAAAAUCUCAUCAGUCGGCUUCUGGUAAAGGACUCAACAAAAAGGCUGUCCCUUAAGGAGAUUUUGGAGCACCCAUGGGUAGUUAAGAAUGCUGAAAACACAGUUGCCUGCACAAAUUAGCUUAGUCCCAUUCUACUCCAAUCUCUGAGUUGGAGAUUACUUCUAGUUAAAGUAGUGAAGUUGUCUUUAGAACGCAUAUUCUGCUGGUCUCUCUCCUAUAAGUUGACUAGUGCUGACUUGCAUUUGUAAUCUCAGAAGAAGAAAACUUUAUUUCUUUUUCUCUUCAUUCGAGCACUAUACAUAGCAUUAAGUUGUAAAUUACUACAAGUUUAGUGCUUGACUUCUUGCUAACAUGCAAAUGAAUCUCACCGUCAAAGCACCGA
Coffea eugenioides is the source of this 1273-nucleotide messenger RNA. RefSeq names its product serine/threonine-protein kinase Aurora-3-like. The transcript is spliced from 6 exons. Gene Ontology annotation, cellular component: spindle microtubule; spindle pole centrosome; chromosome passenger complex. Gene Ontology annotation, biological process: regulation of cytokinesis; protein phosphorylation; mitotic spindle organization. Bases 90 to 1010 code for a protein of 306 amino acids. NCBI's taxonomy places the organism in Eukaryota, Viridiplantae, Streptophyta, Magnoliopsida, Gentianales, Rubiaceae. The record is from RefSeq and is a predicted model, not a curated record. Gene Ontology annotation, molecular function: protein kinase activity; ATP binding.